GGAGCGGGGUUUGCCCGUUGUGCUACACGAUGUGGGCGGGGCCUGCUGUGAUGGGGCGGGGCGCUGGUGGAAGUGAGUUUUGGGCUGAUUCUACCUUGUCCUGAAUACACAGGAGCAGCCGUCAGGAUGCAGCCUCCUCCCAGGAAAAACAAGCAGCAGCAAGACCCCGAACUCCUAGAAGACAUCAGGUCCUUCAAAGAUUGGAAGACAGACAGAAGACUGCCUCUGAGGAGCAGGUCCUCAGUGUUGUCCAGAAGAUGGAAGAAGUAAAAGAAAGCGUGCGAAAAGCUGAGGGCCAUGAUAUGUGAUAAAAAAGGCUUUUUGCCGGGCCUCGCUGUCUUUGUCGCGCUCCUCUUAGCAGGCCAAGCGGUGUCCGUCUACUUCAUCACUCAGCAGCAGAGCAAGAUCAGCGAUCUGGACACUGCGAUGAAGCAGAUGAAGCUGGAAGCCAUGAUAAAGAAACUUCCCGGAUCACCCCCUUCCCAAAUCCGACCACAAAUGAGAAUGGCAAAUUUCAACAUUCCUCUGGCUUUUGGUGAUAACGACGGAAGCCAACAGAAACUGGCGGAGAAGGCAAAGGCCAGCAACAGUAUUGAAGAUGCCGCUCGAUACAUGCUCCAGAUGAGCAACCCCCUGAGGAAAUAUCCAUCAUUCAAUGACACCGUCCUAGACAACCUCAGGAAGCUGAGGAAGACUCUGAGCUAUCAGGAAUGGAUGCUCUUCGACAACUGGAUGCAGCAGUGGUAUCUGUUUUACUUAGUCCAGAAUUCCAAAAUGCCAGAGGAAACUCUAACUCCGCAGGAAAAAACUGUCCCAGGAACCACUGUACUGCAGGAAAGAGACCUUCUACCUGUUGAGUUUGGAGCAAGUGGUAACAUGGUUUAUGCCUCUACCAGUUACUCAACCGACUCAAUGCCCAGUUAUCUCGAUGAAACCCCAAGUGGUGCCCCGUUGAUCACUCAAUGCCAAAUGAAAGCCCAAGCACAUGUUAUGCCUGGUGCGUAUAAGCCUCAAUGCGAUGAGAACGGCGACUUCCAACCCAUACAGUGCUGGAGGAGCACAGGAUACUGUUGGUGUGUCUACAGGAAUGGAACGGAGGUCCCAGAGACCAGGACCCGCGCUAAGCUUGACUGCAGCGAUAUAAGCGGAGUGGAUAUGUUUUUGAAAAUGGAAGACUAGUUAUUCAAUUAUGGUGAAACAACUAGUAUGAAGAACAAUACUUGGUGAUUUUGCAAAGCAACCAUAUCCAUAGCAAAGGCAGCCGGGUCUCAGCUUCAAGCACAAGCUUCGUAACAGUCUCUCUGUUUUUUACUUUUUUUUUUUUCUUCCGGAUAAUAAAACCUGUUGUGUUA
Messenger RNA from Hyla sarda, 1352 nucleotides. RefSeq names its product CD74 molecule (gene CD74). Gene Ontology annotation, cellular component: membrane. Bases 298 to 1179 code for a protein of 293 amino acids. Gene Ontology annotation, biological process: immune response; intracellular protein transport; antigen processing and presentation. The record is from RefSeq and is a predicted model, not a curated record. Gene Ontology annotation, molecular function: macrophage migration inhibitory factor binding; MHC class II protein binding. The transcript is spliced from 12 exons. NCBI's taxonomy places the organism in Eukaryota, Metazoa, Chordata, Amphibia, Anura, Hylidae.